UGUUGAGAGGGAUUCGUACACCCUCAGUCACCCUCUGCCCUUGUGUGAAAGAGGUUGCUACGCCGCACCUCACAUCAGUGCCGCGUCUAACAAGUGGUGCCCAACCGUGUCAAAAAACAGGGAUUAUGCAAGCCAUCAAAUGCGUAGUGGUGGGCGAUGGAGCCGUGGGUAAGACCUGCCUCCUCAUCAGCUACACCACAAAUGCCUUCCCCGGAGAAUACAUCCCCACAGUAUUUGACAACUAUUCCGCCAACGUGAUGGUGGACGGCAAGCCAAUCAACCUGGGGCUGUGGGAUACGGCGGGGCAGGAGGACUAUGACCGCCUGCGUCCCCUCUCUUACCCCCAGACCGACGUGUUCCUCAUCUGCUUCUCCCUUGUCAACCCCGCCAGCUUUGAGAACGUUAGGGCAAAGUGGUAUCCAGAGGUGCGGCACCACUGCCCUAACACCCCCAUCAUCCUGGUCGGCACCAAGCUGGAUCUGAGGGAGGACCGGGACACUCUAGACAAGCUCAAGGACAAGAAGCUAUCGCCCAUCUCAUACCCGCAGGGUCUGUCCAUGGCUAAGGAGGUUGGGGCCACCAAGUACCUGGAGUGCUCAGCCCUCACCCAGAAGGGCCUGAAGACGGUAUUUGAUGAGGCCAUCCGAGCCGUGCUGUGCCCCAUCAAGCCACCCAAGCCCACCCGCAAAUGUAGGAUCCUCUAAGGGCAGCUGCUGUGCCCAAGAGAAGGUUCUGUCAGUCUCUAGCAGCGGCCAAUGAACAGCCUCUCCCCUCACCUGACAUGUUGCCCUGAGUGCCAGACUAGUUCAUCCAAGGCUACGGUUCUUGUCUUAUUUUUCCACGACUUCAUUCUCCUCUUUUUCUUCUGAUCCAUUGUAUUGUAACCUUAAUGCUUCAGCUUUAAGGAAAUAUCAUUGACCUUUCACUAUUCCUCAGAGUCAAAAGAGAGACUGAUGAGUGUGUGUGUGUGUGUGUGUGUGUGUGUGUGUGUGUGUGUGUGUGUGUGUGUGUGAGAGUAUAAAUCAACAAGUAUACAUAUUUGUGGUGUCUUGAUAAUCAGCCAAACUUUUUUUUUUUUUUUUUUUUUUUUUUUUUCUUCAUGCAAGGAAGUUUGCCACAGCCAGUCCCAGACCUAAAUUAAGAGUGACAUCAAUGGCAACAAUAUUUACCAGCACAAGAAUAAUGCAAAUCCACUGGGACAGACUUUGAAUCCAUUCAUGAAAGUAACCAUUAAAGCUGAAAUGACUGGGGACUCCUUGUCUUGCUCUCCGUACAAAAUCAACAAGGGAGAGUUUCCUGUCAUUGUUUUCUUCACACUGGGACUAGUAAGCUUAUCCAUGUUUACAUAAGCAUAGGGCACUGGGGGGUGGGCUGUACAAGUGUGUGUGUGUGUGUGUGUGUGUGUGUGUGUGUGUGUGUGUGUGUGUGUGUGUGUGUGUGUGUGUGUGUGUGUGUGUGUGUGUGUGUGUGUGUGUGUGUGUGUGUGUGUGUGUGUGUGUGUGUGUGUGUGUGUGUGUGUAGCUUCCUCCCCCCCCACCCCCACCAGUCUGCCAGCCUGCUCCUUCUCAUUGCCACCACAUGUGAAAUCCUAUUAUUUGCAUAUGUUGCAUUUUUUUUUUUUUUUUUUUUUUUUUUUUGCAAAAUAUAUACCAACAUUUAGGUUGUUUUUUUGCAUCAGUAGUGUAGGUGAAUAUUUAGCAGUGGAAGAUGUACUGCAGAAUUUAAUUGGAGAAGUUAAUUUAUACAUUCAUCUACUUUUGGGCAAGAUUUAACUGGUCCUAGAGAGAGAGAGAGAGAGAGAGAGAGAGAUUAUUUGUGCCUUGGUGUGUUGCUUUCAAGAGAAGUGUAACCAUUUAAUUUUUUUGUGGUGCAUAGGGAGAUUUUUUUGUGAUGUGCACUGGAUGAGUGAAAAAAAAACAGAAUAAAAGAAAGAUUCAUACAAGAAGUGCUGGAUCCUGCGAGUGGCGAGUGUGUGUAGGGUGAGCUGAGAACACUGCAAGGGUGCUAGUGGAGUAAGAGUGAGUCUAAGUGUGGAGUGGUGAGGUGUUGGUGUGUGCAAGUGUGAUUGCUGAGGUGACGGGUGUGUUGUCAGGGGGAGGAGUAGGAGGUGAUCAUGGCAGUGGUGGUGGUGGUGGUGGAGUGAAGUUCUGUAUUCUCCUAGCCAGGCAGGGAAAGAAAAUGUUUUGUUUUUAGUGCAGGAGCAUUGAAUGUGACUUGCAAUAGCUAACAGUCUUUUUGGGGCCUAAGGAACAUUUAGUGUUGUGGCUCGUUGCACUAACACAAAUGUGCUUGAAAAAAAAUUCUAAAGGGCGAUUGCUUCUGAUAUCUGUGAUUAUGAUCAGUAUGGUAAAUGUCUAACCUCCCUGUAAGAAAUGUCAUAGUAGCUUAUGCACAAAACUAAUAAUGAGACAUGAUUGGGUAGUGCUGUUUAUAGUUGUAUUCAGCCUCCUCACAGCUGCCGGUCUGCUGGCCGCAUCCCAUCAGUGAACCUUUCUCCCGGAGCCGUGGGGACACCAGCAGUUCCAGGCUUUAGGAUUUUGUAAAAAUACAAAACUUCUAUUAUACAUAUGAUGUAAAUGGAUACCAAGAAAAUUGUGAUUUUUGUGAUGUGUGGACUGAAGAAGCCUGACCGACGCUUCCACGUAGUUAGUGAAGAAAACAAGAAAGAGCUGUUGUUAAGUCUUCAUUUGUCGUGUCUUGUGCUGAGCCACGGCGCUGCGCCUCCAGGGGCCGCACCGCUGCUGCCGCCGUCACUGUCGCCUCCUCCCUUACCGCACCCCGGCCGGCAGCCCCCCUGUGAGGCGUGGCAGGCGGGGCGUCACUGGGGUUAAGGAUAUGUUUUUGUCAUAUAUCCAUGACUCAUUCAAUACCAUUACAGAGAAAUCAGAUGUAGUAUAGCAUUUGUGCUCAGAUAGUUUGGUAAUAACAUACUGCAGACUUCACGAGCCUGUUCAUUACAUACAAAAGAAAUAUUUAUUCAUGACAGAAUCAUUGCAUGUUCUAUUGUUGUUGUUUUUUUAUUAAGUUGCUUAACAGUAAGUGUUAAUGGUGAAAAAAUAUUGCUUGUACAUAAAGUUUUAUAUCUGCCGUACUACGGUCAUGCUGGAUCACGUAAGAUAAUGUCAAGGAUAAAUCGCUUUUACCAUAAAUUGAAUAUUUUUGAGUGCAUCUCCUCUGUGCUAGUAUAUAUAUAUGUACAAGUAUAAUAUUAUCGAGGUAUUUGUCACAUAUACAUACUGGACACUGUUGUAUUAAAAACCUUAAAUAGUAGUAAGUUUCCAAGACCCCCAAGCCUGGGGGUCUUGGGUGCCGUCACCCCCAGGCAGCAGGGAGCUGUGGGCCACCAGCUGUAGCAGUGUGGCAACUGAGCUGCAGCUGCUGCUGUUGAGGAAAUAGGAGGUUGAGAAAUGUCAGACACCUUCCACCUUUCCAUAAGUAAGCACAGGAUGUGAUGUCUUUUGUGUGUCAUUUUGUCAGAGGACAUCAUAGACAAGUACAGGCUGCCAAAGAACUGUCCUUGCCUCCUUGGUCGUGAAAAGAGAUCACUGUGGCUCCUUAUUAGUUUAUUAUUUAUUGAUAAUAUAUGUACAGACAGAGAGUAUUGCCAUUGUGAAAUUAACAAACUUUUCAACCUUUGUGACAACCUUUCAAACAACACAAUGUCAGCCGCACCACAAGAAGGAAAGGCACUUCUUAGGGCAGCCUGCACCAAGCCUCCCAGAGAAUGAAAAGAAAAUAUCAGGAGGUUGAUGAGAAAUUCUGUCAAUUCCUUUCUUCCAUCUUUUCAUUAUUAUGUGUAGGAUGUGAUUGAUGCCUUUGCUGUGUGAAUUUUCUAAGGGUAUGUACCAGCCUCCCUGACUUUCUCAAGAUGUUGUACAGUAUUGCUGGCACAGAUCAGACACCAGACCAGCAGGACAUAUUGACAUACUUUAAAAAAGGGACCCUUAUUUUGAGUGUGUCUUGCUGCCCCCUCAGGUAAUGUGCAAAAGCCUUGCAUUUUGUCAACUUUAUAUCAUGAGGGUUACAACACUACUACUGUAUCCUGACAUCUCUUGGACCAGUGUCAUUAGGAAAACUACUGCUACAAACAAUUACCAUGUACUACUAUUACUACUCUUGCUACUAUUACUAAAGGCAUGUUGCUACCAUUCCUGACACAUCCAGAGAUGACAUGUAUAGACGCUUCAUAACAGCAGUUUUCUUGCCGUCAAGUAACUGACCCUGGAGGGACUCUUGUCUUUCUGUAAACUUGUAAGUAAUACACACUAGUAGGAUCCCUAAUUUGUUUUUCCUUUCUUUCUUCCUUUCUUUGUCUUUUUCUCUCUUCCAUAAUGUAGUGCGGCCAUCCUCUUGGGAACUGUUCACUCUACAACCCAGUAACUUUUCUUUCUUAGAAUAUGACAUUUAUGUUCCCUUCAUUUGUUCCUUCCAUCCUUCUUCCUUCCUUCCUUUCUUCCCUUCCCUUCCCUUCCUUCAUUCUUUCCUUCCUUCCUUCCCUCCCUCCCUCCCUCCCUCCCUUCCUUCCUUCCCUCCCUCCCUCCCUCCCUCCUUCCUUCCUUCCUUCCUUCCUUCCUUCCUUCCUUCCUUCCUUCCUCCCUUCCCUCCCUCCCUCCCUCCCUCCCUCCCUCCCUCCCUCCCUCCUCCUCUUUAUCCAUCUCACUUGGUGGCUCCCUGGUAAUGGUGGUGGUGGUGAUCAGGGUCUUCUAAAGUGCCAGGAUUUUUGGUGCUAAUGUGCUUACAGUGUGUGGUUAUUGGGUGUGGUUUUCACCUACCAUACACGCACACAUUUUGAUUUUUAUAUUGUCAAAUUUCGCAGUGCUUGUCAACAUACACAGAUGUCAGUAAUUCAGUAAUGUGAGGAUUCCAUUGUUUGCUGUUGGUGGUUUUUAUUUAUCGCAGUUUCAUUUACAGUUCAGAAAAUAUCCAGCUGAUAAUAUAAUAUAAUGAUCCAUUUGCAGUUGAGAAAUUUUUGAUAAUUUUCAUAAUUUUGCUAUCACAUUUUCAAAUACAUAGAAUUAUCUCCUUGGUUACUCAUAUAUACAGUUUUCACCAGUGCUUUGUCAUGGCUUGCACUGAAUUCUGCUCAUAACCAUUAAGCUGAAACUUUGCACUUCAUGCCGCAUUUUCAAACACUUUCGCACAUUGUCUCAAGUUGUAACAGGCUGUACCAGAAGUAAGUUGGAUUUUCAAGGAUGUUUUUAUAAUUGUAGUAAUAAUCAAACAGGGAUUAUACGUCACUAAUAUGAAGAAACAUAGUGAAAACUCAGUUGAUAAUUUAUGUGUAGCCUUUGAAAAUGGUGAAUAUCAAGAGAACAGAGUGUUUGAGAAUACCGGCCUCUGUGUGUUGGAUCAGCAUCAUCUGCAUCUAACUUGACCUGACCUUUGGUAUCCUGCACAUCUCCUCCUCCUCCUCCUCCUCCUCCUCCUCCUCCUCCUCCUCCUCCUCCUCCUCCUCCUCCUCCUCCUCCUCCUCCUCCUCCUCUUUAUGUAUCAUCUCAUUUUACAUUUUAUUCUGAUGCAUUGAUUUGAAUUUGAUGGUUUUCGUGUACUUUCUUGAGUCUUCCAUGGAUAAGGAGGAGACGUCUUUGUUGAUGGUCUUGCUCUUACAUCUUCUGCCCUGCCCCUCUUUUUCCUCCUGCUCCCCUCCACUCCCCUCACCCCACUCUUCACCCUCUCCCCUGUGGGUCAACUCUUGGGAAUGGAAAAUGUCUAGAUAGAAAGUUCCAUCCAUUUUGUCUCAGCUGUGCUGCCGAAAUCGCUAAGAAGAGCUAACAGUAGGUACUAACAGUAAUAUCCUUGUCGGGUACAUUACUACUGCAUGAGAAGAGAAUAUUGUACACACACUAAGGGAAAAGAACAAAUGUUGCUACACCGGCUACGAUGAGAAGGAAUCAAGAUAUGGUUGUUUGAUGGGCACAAAUCCAACACAAACUUUUGGGGACACGUGUAGCGCCACUUCCAGCCCGGCGCGGGGUGACGUGCCUCCUGCCGCCCCGCUGCCCUGCCGGCCUCGCCAACACUCCUCAUCAUCGCGCGUAGCCUAUAAUUAUUGUGCACAAAGUUCAGUGAUUACCAUGUUCAAGUUUGUAAAGUGUUUUUACAUUUGUAAAUAGUGAUGUCAAAGUAAUGAAUAAUAAAACUGUAUAAUUAUU
This is a messenger RNA of Scylla paramamosain (green mud crab), 6152 nucleotides long. RefSeq names its product ras-related protein Rac1 (gene Rac1). Gene Ontology annotation, biological process: motor neuron axon guidance; regulation of actin cytoskeleton organization; regulation of cell shape. Bases 126 to 704 code for a protein of 192 amino acids. Gene Ontology annotation, molecular function: GTP binding; protein kinase binding; GTPase activity. Lineage: Eukaryota; Metazoa; Arthropoda; Malacostraca; Decapoda; Portunidae. Gene Ontology annotation, cellular component: cell projection; cytoskeleton; cytoplasmic vesicle. The record is from RefSeq and is a predicted model, not a curated record. The transcript has 5 exons.